AUGAUAAUUCACGAAAUAGAUUAUAUUAAACCUGUAUCAUUGUUUAGUUUCAGCAGGAAGUUGCAUCACAGCAAUGCUAACACACUUACACAGUUAAUGGACAUUUGGAGUGGUAGUCAAAGUCCGGGCCUAUUCGGGUACAAACUUGAAGAAACAUAUGAUUUUGUGUCAUGGAUGUCACCAUACCUAAAUGACAUAGAGGGUCAUUCCAAACCACAUGCAUACAAAAUUUGUAGAAACGAAAUUGGAGAGGUUGUAUUGUUAUGGAAGGCAUGGCCAACAGAUGCUGAAUGGAAUUACUGUGCAGGAAGUGGUGGGAUAGGAAUUUUGACUGAGAAACCAAAGGGACUUCCGACGAAUGCCAAAACAAACAAAAUAACAACAGAUAGACUUAAAGCAGACUUGUCGAAGAACGAAAGGUUUUUUAAAAAAGAUGAACUAAGUUGGUGGUCAAACUUCUUUGAUGAGAUUGAAGAAGAUAAAGAGCAACUUACAGCACCUCUUGAGGAGUUGAGAAAAAUUGAAAAAACAGAAAUACGACAUGCGUUGACAGAUAACGUUGAUGAAUGUUACUCUGAUGAUGAAAUUCCAAUACAGGUGACGCUGAAAAGGAGAAGAUACACUAAAGAAGUUUAACGUGAAGCAGCAAAGGAAAAAAAGUGUAUCAGAUGUGCAGAAAUACCUUAACAGUUACAUUUAGUACAUGUAUAUUGCUAUAUCUUUCAUAAAUCAAAAUAAAAAUACACCAUGA
This is a messenger RNA of Mercenaria mercenaria, 751 nucleotides long. RefSeq lists its product as uncharacterized. The coding region runs from base 1 to 636 and encodes 211 amino acids. NCBI's taxonomy places the organism in Eukaryota, Metazoa, Mollusca, Bivalvia, Venerida, Veneridae. The transcript has 4 exons. The record is from RefSeq and is a predicted model, not a curated record.